Messenger RNA from Leguminivora glycinivorella, 471 nucleotides. RefSeq lists its product as uncharacterized. The transcript is spliced from 4 exons. Bases 46 to 471 code for a protein of 141 amino acids. Lineage: Eukaryota; Metazoa; Arthropoda; Insecta; Lepidoptera; Tortricidae. The record is from RefSeq and is a predicted model, not a curated record.
CUGGUGCACUGUAACCUGAGGCACAACAACCUUAGGGAUUUCCCGAUGUCGGUGCUGCAGUGUGGAGACCUCAUGUUCUUACAGCUGAAUAAUAAUCAGAUAUCCAGCUUACCGGAAGACUUUGAUAUCAACACCCUUCAAGUACUAGAGAUGAUAGACAUGAGAGACAAUCCCAUUUGUGAGCUUGAACAUCCUAAACACAUGCUUAUCCGCUACGCCGACGUUUCAACGCCCAGCUCUCUAAGCGAGAUAGCCUCAGCAUCAGGGUCAGGCGCCACGCUGCCGCUCUGGCCAUCAACGCCACUGCCCUGCGCUUACCUGCUGUACCAGGCCCAAGAAGCCGAAAUGGAGCUGGACGCAUCAUCAGUAGACUCAUCUGAAGACUGGGAGAACAGCGUCAAUAGUUCAGAGUUGGACGUGCAAUAUCAGAGCGAUGAAGAACGCGCGGACAAUGAGGUGAGGUUGUCAUAA